Messenger RNA from Opisthorchis viverrini, 996 nucleotides. RefSeq lists its product as hypothetical. Gene Ontology annotation, biological process: Notch receptor processing; Notch signaling pathway; positive regulation of catalytic activity. Bases 32 to 901 code for a protein of 289 amino acids. Gene Ontology annotation, molecular function: protein-macromolecule adaptor activity. The transcript is spliced from 5 exons. Lineage: Eukaryota; Metazoa; Platyhelminthes; Trematoda; Opisthorchiida; Opisthorchiidae. Gene Ontology annotation, cellular component: gamma-secretase complex; membrane; endoplasmic reticulum. The record is from RefSeq and is a predicted model, not a curated record.
AUUGGGCGUCGCCAAACGAGGUUGUGGUCUGAUGACCUUACUGGGUGGCUUUGGAUGUGCCCUUGUUGGCCUUGGCCCCUGUGUCUCGCUGUUUAUCUUAACUGUUUCCUGCGACCCACUCAAAGUAAUUGUUCUCACUGCAGGGGGAUUCUUCUGGUUGUUAUCACUACUCCUGACCUCGCUUUGUUGGCUCGCCUUCAGUUCGGUACUCAGUAAUCUCGCUCUCAGUCUAUUUGUGGCCGUUGCAUCCCAAGAGCUUCUGCGGUUCGCUUUCUUCAAACUGAUCGUACUCGCAGACAAUGGCCUUCGUGUCAUCGCAAUCAGUGCUCAGACGCCCGUGGCGCCAGCUAUGGCCCCACGCCCCCCAACAAGACAGCCCACCGAGGGAUUGUCCAACACAACAGCAUCAAAUCAGGACGGUGCGGUACUUCCCUCCAAAACCCUGGGCAAUGACGGACUUUUGGACCAUCGGAUUGUUGCCUAUGUGUCUGGUCUGGGCUUCGGAUUGAUGACUUGCAUAUUCGAAUUAUUGCGCAUCCUGAUUGACGCUUGGGGACCUGGUAUAGGCUUCGAAGUAUGGGAAGCAAAAACCUUCUACCUGGUAGCAGCAUUCCAAGUGAUGUGCACGUCCUUGAUGCACAUUUUCUGGUCCGUUAUUCUCUUCGCUGCAUUUGAACGUCGCGAUUAUGUUCUUUUGGUCCUGAUUUAUGCAACACAUCUUGCGGUCCCAUAUCUAUCGUUCCUAAACCGACUGCACCCACCCUGGCCCGAACUUGUCUGUCUAUUCUACGUGAUCGUUCUAGUCGGCUUGGCUAUUCUUACCCGAUGUGUAGUAACUGGAAAGCGCUUCACCUGCUGUGGUGUGCAACCACCGCAAGCGAUUACCACAGAUGAAACCUGAUCCGCCCACCGCCGUUUCUUCCAGAACUCCACAUUACUUGCCAUUCUCAUAAUUUUUGUACUUCACUUGGCUAUCUAUAAUAACUUUUGCUCCCU